UUGCCUCGAGCGCAUGCUCCCAACCGGCUCCGCCCCCUUCCCCCCUCCCGCGGCUCGUCGGACGCAUGCGCGUCCCCGCCUACCGCGCGUCCGCCCGCCCCACUGGCCCCGCCCCGCGCGGCCGGAAGUUCCGGUGGCGGAUUGCUGGACCGGGCCCGAGCGGAUCGGGGGUUCGGGUUGCGGGCUCGGGCUGCGGGCGCAGGGUGGGCCAGACGCGGAGCCUGGGAGCAAAGCCCAGGCUGUGCCGCGCGGCGCCAUGAAGGGCAAGGAGGAGAAGGAGGGCGGCGCGCGGCUGGGCGCCGGCGGCGGAAGCCCCGAAAAGAGCCCGAGCGCGCAGGAGCUCAAGGAGCAGGGCAACCGGCUCUUCGUGGGCCGCAAGUACCCGGAGGCGGCGGCCUGCUACGGCCGCGCCAUCACCCGGAAUCCCCUGGUGGCAGUGUACUACACCAACCGGGCAUUGUGCUACCUGAAGAUGCAGCAGCAUGAGCAGGCUCUGGCAGACUGCCGGCGGGCUUUGGAACUGGACGGGCAGUCUGUGAAGGCACACUUCUUCCUGGGGCAGUGCCAGCUAGAGAUGGAGAGCUAUGAUGAGGCCAUUGCUAAUCUGCAGCGAGCCUACAACCUGGCCAAGGAGCAACGGCUCAACUUUGGGGAUGACAUCCCUAGUGCUCUGCGCAUCGCUAAGAAGAAGCGAUGGAACAGCAUCGAGGAGCGGCGCAUCCACCAGGAGAACGAGCUGCACUCCUACCUCACUCGGCUUAUUGUGGCCGAGCGGGAGAGGGAACUAGAAGAAUGUCAGCGGAAUCACGACGGCGAUGAGGACGAUGGCCACAUCCGGGCCCAGCAGGCCUGCAUCGAGGCCAAGCACGACAAGUAUUUAGCAGACAUGGAUGAGCUUUUCUCCCAGGUGGAUGAGAAGAGAAAGAAGCGAGACAUCCCGGACUAUCUGUGUGGCAAGAUCAGCUUUGAGCUCAUGCGGGAACCAUGCAUCACGCCCAGCGGCAUCACCUAUGACCGAAAGGACAUUGAGGAGCAUCUGCAGCGCGUGGGCCACUUUGACCCUGUCACCCGGAGCCCCCUGACCCAGGAACAGCUCAUCCCCAACCUGGCCAUGAAAGAGGUCAUUGAUGCUUUCAUCUCCGAGAACGGCUGGGUGGAGGACUACUGAGGCUGGGCAAGGGCCAGGGCUGCCCGCCUUGCCUAGUGCCCUGGCCCAGGACGGCCUUGGGGCAGUAGCUCCAGUUCCUGUACAUAGUUGGUGUCCCUAGAUCCCUGCCCUGGUGUCCCCAACCCCCUCCUCAUCAGUUUUGCUGCUGGACCGUGAGCCCCAUCUCCACCCCCAUCUGGGCUAGAAACAGCAGGUGAGGGUGGGCUGCUGCCACCACUGUCCUGUAAUAAAAUCUGUGAGCACUCUAGGGGUGUGCGCUG
Molecule: messenger RNA, 1428 nt
Organism: Neomonachus schauinslandi (Hawaiian monk seal)
Lineage: Eukaryota; Metazoa; Chordata; Mammalia; Carnivora; Phocidae
Gene: STUB1
Product: STIP1 homology and U-box containing protein 1
Exons: 7
Coding region: 14-1168 (384 amino acids)
Biological process (GO): protein quality control for misfolded or incompletely synthesized proteins; cellular response to misfolded protein; protein polyubiquitination
Cellular component (GO): Z disc; cytoplasm
Molecular function (GO): ubiquitin protein ligase activity; protein-folding chaperone binding
Source: RefSeq, a predicted model, not a curated record